CACGCGCGUCGACCGAGCGUGAAGCAAAGUCCCGUCAUCAUCGCUCGAACUGGCUCGCACUCGUUCCGCUCUCGACAUCCUCUUGCAGCCAAGGACGUCACGAUCGCGACGCUGAAGCUGAGGCCUGUCUUUCUCGCCGGGGCCAAGCAGCCUCGUGCGUGCUAGAGAAAGUCCGUCCUUUGCAAACACCAGCCGUUGCGAUGAGCGGCUUCCAAGGCGGUUUCGGCGCGCCGCCAGCCUCUCUAUGGCAAGAGCACCAUACUCCCGAUGGCCGGGCCUACUACUACAAUGCAGCCACCAAGGUGACGCAGUGGACGAAGCCGGAGGAGUUCAUGAGUCCUUCCGAGAGGGCGCUUGUGAACCAACCCUGGAAGGAAUACACGGCAGAGGGCGGCCGAAAAUACUGGUACAAUACCGAGACGAAGCAGAGUUCGUGGGAUAUGCCUGAUGUCUACCGCAACGCCAUGGCGGGCACCGACAGCCGAGGCUCCUACGCCGCGUCGCCAUCCCAGAGUCAGGCUCCCUCGCAGGGACAAGGGCAGGGUCACCACCGUCAGGGCCACCGCGAUCAAGGACGUGGUGGCCGCGAGUUGCGCGACGCACAGCCUGACAGCCGCCAGCUUUCCCGAUCAUUUGUUCCCGCCGCUGACUCCGGUCCCGAAUAUGCAACCAAGGAAGAGGCCACGACCGCCUUCAUCAAGGCCCUCAAACGCAACGGGGUGCAGGCCGACUGGACAUGGGAUCAUACGCUGGAAACUGUCUCCAAGGACCCACAGUUCAAAGCGAUCAAGAACCCCAGGGCCAGGAAGGAGGCCUUUACCAAGUACUGCCAGGACAUGGUGCUGCAAGAAAGGGAACGCGUUCAGGAGCGUUUCGCCAAGCUCCGUGCCGACUUCGAAACGAUGCUCAAACGACACCCCGACAUCACGCACAACACUCGAUGGGCGACUGCCCGUCCCAUAGUCGAAGGAGAGACCAUUUUCCGCUCAACUGAUGACGAGGACGAGCGCAUCAAGCUUUUUUACGAGUACACUGCCGGCCUUAAAAAAGCUCAUGAGGAACGGCAGCGGGCACAGCGCAAGGCGGCGCUUGACGGCCUUAGGGAUUUGUUCCCCAAGCUCAGCAUCACGGCGUACACCACUUGGGCUGACGGUCGUGACAUCCUCACCGAUGCCACCGAGAGCGAUCCCAAAUAUACGGUUCUCAGUAUGAGCGAGACUAUGGCCAAGUUUCAGGACCACAUCAAGUCUCUUGAACGCUCUUUGAACGAGAAGAAGCAGCUGGAAAAGAAAAUGCGAUUUCGUCGAGAGCGCCGCAACCGGGAUGCUUUCCGGUCCUUGCUUUCCGGUUUGCGUCGUGAGGGUCGGAUCAAGGCUGGUACCAAAUGGCGCGACAUCUACCCGGCUCUCGAGACGGACGAGCGCUACCUCAACAUGCUGAACCAAGAAGGUCCUACACCCGUCAUCAUGUUUUGGGACGUGCUUGCGGAAGAAGAAAGGGCGCUGCGAGGGCCACGUACCGAUGUCCUUGACGUUCUUGAGGACAAGCGAUUUGAGGUCACGGCCAACACGACUCUGGACGAGUUCAUGUCCAUCGUGAAGGAUGACCGCCGCACCGCUCGCAUCGAGACUGCUACUCUCGAGCUGAUUUUUGAACGACUUCAAGAAAAACGGGCUGCUAGGCGCGACGAUGACAGGCAUUCCGACCGUCAUUUGCGCCACGCUGUGGACAGUUUCCGCUCCGCUUUGAAACGCCUCGAGCCUCCUAUUGUACCAGGAGAUACUUAUGAUCAUGUGCGCCCCCGUUUAGCCAAAAUGCCAGAGUUCCAGGCCAUCACUUUUGAAGAGGCUGCCAAGUCUGCUUUUGAGCGGCACAUGCGCCGCCUAAAAGAAAAGGCCGACGAAGAAUCUGGACGGGCUCACCGACGAAGCAGCUUCGUUUCCAGUGAACGGGACGCGCCUCGUCGGGCCAGGGACCGAUCGCGUGGUGAGAGAUCGCAUCGCGGCGGCCGUCCGUCUCGUCGCAGCCGGAGCCCCGAGCAAGACCCUUAUGAAGCAGAUCGGCGACGAGCCAUUGCGGAGCGGGAGCGCAACCAUCGAAAAUCAACGUUGGCGGAGGGUGUGCUCACAGGCGACCGCGGUCGGCUUAGCCCGCCUCCGCGACGUGAUCGAGAGCGUGAACGUGAACGUGAACGUGAGCGAGAAAGGGAUCGUGACCGGGAUAGGGAUCGCGACCGUGACCGAGACCGCGACCGUGAAAGAGAUCGCGAUCACCGCGAGAGAGAUCGCGACUACGACAGAUAUACCCGAUCCCGCCGAAGCGAGGACGGCCACUACACGCGAGAGAGAGACCGCAGAGAGCGGGACGACGAUCGUGAGCGUCCACUUCGACGUCCCCUCGACACACGCUCGGUAGACGAGCUCAACUACGGUGACGAACCUCAGGCUGGUUCUUCAGGCUCUCGACGCCGACGCCCUAACGAUGAGGAGGGGCCUGACCGCAGAGAUUCUAGGGACUCAAAGAGAGUUAAAACUGAGCAGUCGCAAGAGGCCACGCCUCGGCGUGAUGUACGCCAGCGCAACGCAACUCCUUCCGCCGGGGAGGCAAGAGACGCCAGAAGCGGCAGCGAGGAAGGAGAGAUUGAGGAGUAAAUUCGAAUUGCAACGCUAGCAGAUACCAUUCUGUGGCAAGCAACGGACUCUCAUGUGCUGUGUGAGCUGGCAAUGAAUCGUGGGCCUACAGAAUGGCAUAACGUAAUUGUGGGACAGUUACCAAGGGGUUUUGGGUGGCGACUGCUGCCCAAGUGCCAAGCAUGAAGGGGCAGCCAGGCACGAACGUGAGACCUUCAGAGAUAAGAUGGCAUUUGGUUUUUGUCAGAAUUACAUCAUGAAGAGACCAUCAGGUGCAGCAGUGGUGAACGGCCGUCAUGUGAAGGCCUCCACUGAACGAGAGCUACGUGUUAUUGUAGCUACCACGCGAGCGAGAACUGUGGCCG
Purpureocillium takamizusanense is the source of this 2995-nucleotide messenger RNA. RefSeq names its product U1 snRNP protein (gene PRP40). NCBI's taxonomy places the organism in Eukaryota, Fungi, Ascomycota, Sordariomycetes, Hypocreales, Ophiocordycipitaceae. The record is from RefSeq and is a predicted model, not a curated record. Gene Ontology annotation, molecular function: RNA binding; protein binding. The coding region runs from base 201 to 2651 and encodes 816 amino acids. Gene Ontology annotation, cellular component: U1 snRNP; U2-type prespliceosome. The transcript has 5 exons. Gene Ontology annotation, biological process: mRNA cis splicing, via spliceosome.